GGAGAAUUAACGUGUACCUUCCAGUAAAUUUCGGCUGCUGAUGAAUCAUCGAGCGACACACAAACAACGCAAACAAACCACAGCAGCGCACCACUCUCGACACCUGCCACAUCUCCUUGGUCCUCACGUUCAUUCAUCGACACGUUAUCAUCAUGCCACGAGGAGGAGACCCGAAGAAGCAGCUGCGAUCGCACCAGCGCGAGCUGCGGCAAGGGGAGCGCGAGCUGCAGCGAGAAAUCGCGCGCCUCGACCGCGAGGAACAGAAGCUGCAACAACAAAUCAAGGCGGCCGCCAAGAAGGGCGACGAAUACACAGCAAAGGCGCUUGCGAAACAGCUGGUGCAGCUGAGAAAGUCAAGAACACGACAGUACCAAGCCAAGGGCAACUUGGCAUCCGUCAGAUCGCAAGCAUCGACGAUGCAAGCGACAGCAACCAUGGCCAAGUCAAUGGGAACAGCAGCAAAGACGAUGCAAGCGAUGAAUGCGCACGUGAGCCCGCAAGAGAUUGCCAAGAUCAUGGGACAGUUUGAAGAGCAGACCACAAAGAUGGAGAUGGGCCAGGAAAUCAUGGAAGAUGCGUUGGAUGCGGCGUUUGACGACUCCGAUAUGGAGGAUGAGACGGAGGGCCUGGUCAACCAGGUGCUUGAUGAAGUUGGCCUCGACGUGUCCAGCGCGAUGAGCUCUGUGCCGUCGGCGUCGAUGCCCGCAAAAACAACAAAAGUGGACCAGGCAACAAAGGACGAGCAGGACUUGUUGGCGCGUCUUGCCUCGCUCAAAUAAACGUCACUUGAAAAGCCA
Salpingoeca rosetta is the source of this 797-nucleotide messenger RNA. RefSeq lists its product as uncharacterized. Gene Ontology annotation, cellular component: multivesicular body; ESCRT III complex. The coding region runs from base 153 to 779 and encodes 208 amino acids. Gene Ontology annotation, biological process: late endosome to vacuole transport; protein transport; endosome transport via multivesicular body sorting pathway. The transcript is spliced from 6 exons. NCBI's taxonomy places the organism in Eukaryota, Choanoflagellata, Craspedida, Salpingoecidae. The record is from RefSeq and is a predicted model, not a curated record.